AUGCACCGCCGACUCCGCGCCGCGCCGUUUCUCCCACUGCUGCUGCUGCUGCUCGUGCUGCACUGCGCCUGCGGGUGCCGCGCCGCUGCGGGCCGCCGUGUGUUCGACGACACGGUGUCGAAGAGGGGCCGGCCGGCGGCUGCGGUGGUGCGUGAGGUGCCGCGGAGGGGGCAGGGCGCGGCGCAGGCGUACACCGUCGCAGCGGCAGGAGGAAAGAACAGCGAGGGCUGGGCGCCCAUCCGCAUCGAGGUGUCUACGAAGGACCUGGAGCAGAGUACUCGGAGGGGGAAGAUGAAGAGGUACUGCGAAGCAGCGGGGGAUCAGUGCAUGAACUACUUGGGGGAAACGGUAACUUGCAGAGCCGAGCACGUACUGACGGAGCAAAAGAAGGAGUUGUAUACGAAGAAGAUUAUUCCUGGGGCCGUCAAGCUGCACGCGGAGCGACUUCUCGUGCAGCCAGUGGCUGAGAAAAUUGUUGUGCCGCGAGCUCCGACAGGGCACUGCCAGCACUUUACAAUUCCAACUGAGCACCAGAGGAGCGGGGGUGUGGCGAAUGCCGACAUGGUCCUCUACGCUGCUGCCGGGCCACUCGGUCAUGACGUUCCGGCGUGGGCGGCCACGUGUGCCACGUUGGGUGACCUCCGCCCUUCCGUCGGCGCCAUGAACUUCAACCCGGCGUACAUGACCGACUCGGCGUGGAGCGUCCGCGUCGCCGCGCACGAGCUGGCGCAUGCCCUCGGGUUCAGCCACGAGGCAAUGGGGCAC
Molecule: messenger RNA, 765 nt
Organism: Trypanosoma conorhini
Lineage: Eukaryota; Euglenozoa; Kinetoplastea; Trypanosomatida; Trypanosomatidae
Product: surface protease GP63
Exons: 1
Biological process (GO): cell adhesion; proteolysis
Cellular component (GO): cytoplasm; membrane
Molecular function (GO): metalloendopeptidase activity
Source: RefSeq, a predicted model, not a curated record